Pyrus x bretschneideri (Chinese white pear) is the source of this 1491-nucleotide messenger RNA. RefSeq names its product THO complex subunit 7A-like. Gene Ontology annotation, biological process: mRNA export from nucleus; mRNA processing. Lineage: Eukaryota; Viridiplantae; Streptophyta; Magnoliopsida; Rosales; Rosaceae. Gene Ontology annotation, cellular component: THO complex part of transcription export complex. The record is from RefSeq and is a predicted model, not a curated record. The transcript has a single exon. The coding region runs from base 702 to 1313 and encodes 203 amino acids.
AUAUGUGAGCAUGAAUGAAUCUUUGAUACAAAAAUAAAAUUAUUCUCUUAGUUCCGUGAAAAUAAAGUAACAAAACUUUUGCCAUACUAACCAAGUCCCUUUAAUGUCGACAGAUUCAAUAUUCACCCUAUCAAUCAAUCUCAGAAUAGCUACUCCCAGAAUAAGCAAACAAUUUACAAUAAGACAUCGAUAGUAAUACAAUUAUAUCUAUUAAAUACAAACUAAACAAAUAACAGUGAGAUCUGCAACUUUAACAGAAAAGAAAGAAGUAGGAUUCUCUCCUCUGCUAUUCACAUCUCUUUUUCUCUCCUCCUCUCACAUAUUGUUUUUCGUCUUAUUGUCUUUAUAAAAAAAAAAAAUUAAUAUAAGAUGUUGACGUAUUAAACCGUAACUGUUCAAAUAAAAGAGGAUUGAAGGGGAGAUAAAUUAGGAAGGAAGAGAAUCCUCCUUCCAAAGAUAAAAAACAUAUUGACAAAAUAAACAUCCUGGAUCCGGUGUAGCAGUGUUUAACGGUGAAGCAGAUCCGACCGUCCAAUUAACCUCGUGCAAAAACAACAAACAUCAUCGUCUGCCGUUAGAUUCCACAAACAGAAGCUGAAUCCUCCGCCGUGAACGGGUAUUUUCUUUCUACAGAUUAGAUUAGGGUUUGUCAAAUUCGAAAUCGAAUUUCGGCCGGACUCAUAAUCUCCGGUCAGUUUCCGAUGCUGGCGAAAGGAAGAAAAGCUUCAGGGCGAGGAGAGGCCGUGGCGGCGAACUACGCGUUCGGGCCGCUCGAAGAUGAUUUCAUCAUCAAACAGAGACUUCUCACUCGGACCACAACCACGAGAGGCGAACCGCCGUUGAAGAAGCUCCAGAAGAAGUUCACGUCCCUGUUCGUCGAGCUCGACAAGAACGAAGACAACUUCGCCAACCGCGACAAGCUCGCCAAAGCUUUCCUCCAGGAGCUCAACACGUUCGAGAUUCCGCUCCUUAAGAGCAAGGCGGUCGUGGAUGCGAAUCUCCGGGAGAAGCACAACUUCGACGAGCUGAGGGAGGAGAUUAACCGGCAGAUUGUGCUGGCGAAGGCCGACAUUGAGACGCUCAAGGAGCAGCUCGAGGAGAGUAAGGUCGAAAGAAGGCACAAGGAGGAGUGUGAGGUGAUCAGGAAAUUGAUUGCUACGCACCCGCCGCGGUCUGAGACGCUGAAGAUCAUAUCAGAGUUGGAGAAAGAGAUUGCGGCAUUGGAUGCGGAGAACACCGCAAGUUCGCGGACGCUGGAGCUGAGGAAGAAGCAGUUUGCUCUGCUCCUGCACGUGGUAUGUGAGCUAUAUUGAAUUCCCGAUAUGUUGUGUGCAUUAAGCAGUAGAAUUAGAACGCUUUAAGAAAGUGGUGUGAUUUCCGGGGCAUGAAUUUCAAUUUGGAAAGCUUUCCAUUAUUUGUAGUGCGACAUUCACAUUGUUAGGCAGAUGUCAAGGAUCGCAAGGUAAGUGAAUUUCACCAUUCUAUCACUAA